CCUCAAGGUGUCGUAUAUAAAUAACCAUCAGAGCGUCCUAAAGACGCCACAAUCUUACUCGUUGGGUCAUAACAUCUUGCUUUGUGACCUAUAUAUACAUAAGCUUGGAAGCUCUUUGGUGAAGGCUGUUCGAAGGAGGAUUUGCCAGUGCGAUUAUCUUACGAUGAAUUGUAUCGCCCGAAGUCUCGUUUUGUUGUUUGUCGUUGGAAGUUGUACCAUGAUUGCAAGUAGACGUUCGUCAAAGGUACAAGAUGUGCAUAAGAAAAGUUUUGAUGAUUUUUAUAAAAAAUCUGUGGAAAGUCCGAUUGAGACUGAAAUUGGCUAUCCCAAUCGACGUCGAACUCAACUUUAUUCAAGAAACACAGGGCGUUUCGUUCAAGUUGCGAAAAGGAAGGUUGUUGCAAAGGGAAUCGAUGGAAAUAAAUACGCUGAUCUGGAGAUACUUACAGUUUCAUUUGGCCGAGUUCAUAUUAAAGGCCUGGCGCUGUCUUUGUAUGUUUGCUUUGAUAAACGAGGACGCCUCAUAGCAAAGAGACGACCAACUUUGGGAUGUGUAUUUCACGAAAAGCACGGACCUGACGCAUACAAUGUGUACGAGUCACAACAGUUCAAGGGAAAAUAUCUCGCUUUUACUAAAAAAGGAAUGUACAGGCACAGAGUGAAAAGCAAGUUAGGGACUAAACCUGUGCAGUUUGUGGAGCGUCCCAGGUCAACAGUUAUAAGAAACACCAGGAACUUAAGAUAUUACACAUCUUUGCCUAAAGGCAGAAGACAGCCAAUCAAACCUUGGGAGUUUGAUGAACAUAAACGUAAAGCAAAAAAGAUGCUGAAACUGUUCAGUCAAAAUAAUUCUCCUUUAAAUCCUGUUGUGAACAAAAGGCAAAAUAAAAAAACGCAAAAGAAUGCCAACAAGAAACUGAAUAAGAAAAGAAAUGGCCACUCGAAAAAAAAUUCCAAGAAACUUGUCUGGCAAAAGGGGGCAAGUCGUCUCAUCGAAAAUAAUCGUUUUCCUCCCAAAAAUAGGCUACGUGGCAGGGUUGCGUUGAAAAAGAAAUCUAAAGAUAAUCGAAAUAAUUGAUCCUAGUCAUUUUGGAUUAAAGCUUGAGCCAUCAUAUUUUAAUGCGACGUUGUCAUUUCAUAAAAAGGAAUUGGUAUUUAUCGACGUGUGGAAUUACGCCAUCAGAAAUUUUUUCUGAGAAAUUACUCUUGCUGUCUAUGGCAAGGUCUUCAGGAUUCAUGACUGCGAUAUAGCUAAGAUAUUAUGCUGGACAUAAAGUCGUUAGAUUUGUCGUUUCCGUAAUUGAUGAGUGUUAUGCCGCAAACGACAUUUCUACCAACUAGGGAAGUAAACAAAGAAACUGAGAUAAAGAUUCUCUUUCAGUCCAGCGUUAGAAAAAAUCCCUUAUAAUUUAUAGCUAGCCUAUAAAUAUACAAAAGGCUGUUAUUUAUAAAUGGUGAAAGGAGCUUUGUAUGUAUGGAGAAGUAUGGAUUCUUUAGCUGAUGUAGUAGCUACCAUCUAUUAUAUUAAGCAUCACAAAUGUAUUAUGUAGCACAAGAUAUUCUUUUACAUCGAAGAAUUCCACCAAGCAACCAAUAACGUCAAGCGUCAUUAGCGAGAGAAACACAACGUUCUCCAAAAUCCAACUCUUUUAAAUAUUCAAUUAAUUUUUAUUACACAUAGUUUUAUGGCUAAAAGGUAAAGUUUUGUAACUGCAUGAUUAUAGUCUUUCAUGUAAACUAUUUGACAAACAUCCAUGUACAAAAUUAGAAAUACAUAUCGGAAAUUCAUUUUCGUUAA
This is a messenger RNA of Xenia sp. Carnegie-2017, 1798 nucleotides long. Its product is annotated as fibroblast growth factor 5-like. Gene Ontology annotation, biological process: regulation of cell migration; fibroblast growth factor receptor signaling pathway; positive regulation of protein phosphorylation. Gene Ontology annotation, molecular function: growth factor activity; type 1 fibroblast growth factor receptor binding; type 2 fibroblast growth factor receptor binding. NCBI's taxonomy places the organism in Eukaryota, Metazoa, Cnidaria, Anthozoa, Malacalcyonacea, Xeniidae. The record is from RefSeq and is a predicted model, not a curated record. Gene Ontology annotation, cellular component: cytoplasm.